Messenger RNA from Cercocebus atys (sooty mangabey), 2161 nucleotides. It is a transcript of the gene LMF1, whose product is annotated as lipase maturation factor 1. The record is from RefSeq and is a predicted model, not a curated record. The coding region runs from base 736 to 2112 and encodes 458 amino acids. The transcript has 11 exons. Gene Ontology annotation, biological process: protein maturation. Gene Ontology annotation, cellular component: endoplasmic reticulum membrane. Lineage: Eukaryota; Metazoa; Chordata; Mammalia; Primates; Cercopithecidae.
GUGCUGGGAUUAGGGGCGCGAGCCACCGUACCCAGCUCUUAAAUCUACUUUUUAUGAUGUUAGUAGAGCCACUUCGGCUUUCUUUUGUUUAUUUUCUUAUUUUUAUUUUUAAUUUUUUUCAGCCAUAGUGAACUAGAUCCAGCUUUCUUUUGAUUCACAUUGCAUGGUGUAUCUUUUUUACUUUUAACCUACUUUUUCAUUCUUCACGUUUACACAUGGGAGUGUGGUUCUCUCGCCUGUCGUCAUCUCUGGGUAAAUAUUCAGUGUUCUACAAACGCUGACGUCCAGAGGAUGUGAGAGAGCCGGUGUGGGGUGGGCACCAUGAGACAUGGACUCGGAGACCUGUGGAUGUGAGAGUGCCGUUGUGGGGUUUGUGUGGAGGGUAAGCGUGGCCCACCUGUGGGCUGUAAGUGUCAAGCCCUGCAGCGUGUGCUGGGAGUGACGCCAUUGUCCAGAGCCAGCCCUGCAGCGUGUGCUGGGAGUGACGCCAUUGUCCAGAGCCAGCCCGUGCAGCGUGUGCUGGGAGUGACGCCAUUGUCCAGAGCCAGCCCUGCAGCGUGUGCUGGGAGUGACGCCAUUGUCCAGAGCCGGGGUCAUCAGGUCGUGGCAUUCCUGGUGGCUUUCCAUCAGAACAAGCAGCUGAUCGGUGACAGGGGGCUGCUGCCCUGCCGAGUGCUCCUGAAUAAUUUCCGGCAGUACUUCCAGGACAAGACGAGCUGGGAAGUCUUCAGCUACAUGCCCACCAUCCUCUGGCUGACGGACUGGUCAGACAUGAACUCCACCCUGGACUCGCUCGCUCUUCUCGGACUGGGCAUCUCGUCCUUCGUCCUGAUCACGGGCUGCGCCAACAUGCUUCUCAUGGCUGCCCUGUGGGGCCUCUACAUGUCCCUGGUCAAUGUGGGCCAUGUCUGGUACUCCUUCGGAUGGGAGUCCCAGCUUCUGGAAACAGGGUUCCUGGGGAUCUUCCUGUGCCCGCUGUGGACGCUGUCGAGGCUGCCCCAGCACACCCCCACAUCCCGGAUUGUCCUGUGGGGCUUCCGGUGGCUGAUCUUCAGGAUCAUGUUCGGAGCAGGCCUGAUCAAGAUCCGGGGGGACCGGUGCUGGCGAGACCUCACCUGCAUGGACUUCCACUACGAGACGCAGCCGGUGCCCAACCCUCUGGCAUACUACCUACACCACUCACCCUGGUGGUUCCACCGCUUCGAGACACUCAGCACCCACUUCAUCGAGCUCCUGGUGCCCUUCUUCCUCUUCCUCGGCCGGCGGGCCUGCAUCAUCCACGGGGCGCUGCAGAUCCUGUUCCAGGCCAUCCUCAUCGUCAGCGGGAACCUCAGCUUCCUGAACUGGCUGACCAUGGUGCCCAGCCUGGCCUGCUUCGACGACGCCACCCUGGGGUUCUUGUUCCCCUCCGGGCCAGGCAGCCUGAAGGACCGAGUCCUACAGAUGCAGAGGGAAAUCCGAGGUGCCCGGCCCAAGCCCAGAUUCGGCUCUGUGGUGCGGCGUGCAGCCAACGUCUCACUGGGCAUCCUGCUGGCCUGGCUCAGCGUGCCCGUGGUCCUCAACUUGCUGAGCCCCAUACAGGUCAUGAACACCCAUUUCAACUCUCUUCACAUUGUGAACACUUAUGGGGCCUUCGGAAGCAUCAGCAAGGAGCGGACGGAGGUGAUCCUGCAGGGCACGGCCAGCCCCAGCGCCAGCGCCCCCGACGCCGUGUGGGAGGACUACGAGUUCAAGUGCAAGCCAGGCGACCCCAGCAGACGGCCCUGCCUCAUCUCCCCGUACCACUACCGCCUGGACUGGCUUAUGUGGUUCGCCAGCUUCCAGACCUACGAGCACAAUGACUGGAUCCUCCACCUGGCUGGCAAGCUCCUGGCCAGCGACGCUGAGGCCCUGUCCCUGCUGGCACACAACCCCUUCGCAAGCAGGCCCCCGCCCAGGUGGGUCCGCGGAGAGCACUACAGGUACAAGUUCAGCCGUCCUGGGGGCAGGCACGCCACCGAGGGCAAGUGGUGGGUGCGGAAGAGGAUCGGAGCCUACUUCCCUCCUCUCAGCCUGGAGGAGCUGAGGCCCUACUUCAGGGACCGUGGGUGGCCUCUGCCCCAGCCCCUGUAGAUGUGCACCAGAAAUAAAGGCAAAGACCCAGCCCCUGGCGGCUCAGCAA